AUGAAUGCGCUGUCACGGCGGGAGGAGGAUACUCUCUUGAAAACGGCGAAAGCCAAGGCGCUUCAGGAGUGUGAUCCAAUAGUGAAAGAAUUCGCCGACUGUGCAACAGGUCGUGUAUUCUCGGUUGCAUGGCAAUGUCGAGACAAAUAUAAAGCUGUGCAGGAAUGCAUGCUGCAAUAG
Molecule: messenger RNA, 180 nt
Organism: Postia placenta MAD-698-R-SB12
Lineage: Eukaryota; Fungi; Basidiomycota; Agaricomycetes; Polyporales; Adustoporiaceae
Exons: 2
Coding region: 1-180 (59 amino acids)
Source: RefSeq, a predicted model, not a curated record